AUGCCCAGAAGUGAGAACCAAGAGGCCAACGAGCUGGCCCAAGUCGCUUCGGGGUAUAAGAUGUCUAAGUCGAAGUUACAAGAUAUGAUCGAGGUUCGAGAAAAUAUGGUGUCAAGCAUGCCCCCAACAGAAGACGUCCUUGACAAGAACGUUAGUCGUAGUGGGGAGACCAAUGAAGAGUGUCAAGAAACCUGUGGAGUCGAAGAGGCAUGGGAACAUGAAGUUUUUUCUAUCAAUAGUUCAUUACCGACAGAUUGGAGAAAGCCAAUCAUCGACUACUUGGAGAAUCCAGUCGGAAGUACUGUCAGAAAAACCAAAUAUAGGGCUUUGAGCUAUGUGUGGCCAGGCAACGAAUUUCUAAAGAAGACACCAGAAGGGUUACUACUCAAAUGCCUGGGAGAUACCGAAGCGUAUUUAGCCAUUUACAAAGUACACAGUGGGGCCUGUGGCGCCCACCAGGCAGGCCAUAAGAUGAAAUGGUUGAUGUUCCGACAAGGGGUUUACUGGCCCAACAUGUUGAAAGAUUGCAUCGAGUUUGCUAAAGGAUGUCAGGAAUGUCAAUGGAACACGGUAUCCAACAUAUGCCGGCAAGUGAGUUGCAUGCUAUUAUCAAACCAUGGCCUUUUAGGAGAGGGGCUUUUGAUAUCAUUGGAGAAAUUCGACCGGCUUCGUAGAAGCAACAAAAGUUUAUCCUAA
Molecule: messenger RNA, 696 nt
Organism: Lathyrus oleraceus (garden pea)
Lineage: Eukaryota; Viridiplantae; Streptophyta; Magnoliopsida; Fabales; Fabaceae
Exons: 1
Coding region: 1-696 (231 amino acids)
Source: RefSeq, a predicted model, not a curated record